Messenger RNA from Perognathus longimembris pacificus (Pacific pocket mouse), 2029 nucleotides. RefSeq names its product alpha tocopherol transfer protein (gene Ttpa). The record is from RefSeq and is a predicted model, not a curated record. The transcript is spliced from 5 exons. NCBI's taxonomy places the organism in Eukaryota, Metazoa, Chordata, Mammalia, Rodentia, Heteromyidae. Bases 1 to 906 code for a protein of 301 amino acids. Gene Ontology annotation, cellular component: membrane. Gene Ontology annotation, molecular function: phosphatidylinositol bisphosphate binding.
AUGGCGCGGGGCCCGCGCUUUUCCCCCGCGGCCCGGGGCGCCGGCGAGGGCGCGGCGGGCAUGGCGGGCACGGGGCCGGGCGCGGGGAGCGGCCCGGGGCAGCCGCCGCUCAACGCGCUGCCGGACCACUGUGCGCGGCUGCAGCCGGGCGUGCAGGAGCUGCGGCGCCGGGCGCGGGCGGCGGGCGCCCCGUUCUCCCCGCGGCCCUUCCCCGACGCCUUCCUGCUGCGCUUCCUGCGCGCCCGCGACUUCGACCUGGAGCUGGCCUGGCGGUUACUAAAAAACUAUUUUAAAUGGAGAGCGGAGUGUCCAGAAAUAAGUGCAGAUCUGCGCCCCAGAAGUAUUCUUGGCCUUCUGAAGGCUGGCUACCAUGGCGUCCUGAGAUCCAGGGACCUCUCAGGCAGUCGAGUUCUUAUUUAUCGAAUCGCAUACUGGGACCCAAAAGUUUUUACAGCAUAUGACGUAUUUCGUGUAAGUCUAAUCACAUCGGAGCUUAUUGUUCAGGAAGUGGACACUCAACGGAAUGGAGUCAAGGUUAUAUUUGAUCUGGAAGGCUGGCAGAUUUCUCAUGCCUUACAAAUUGCCCCAUCUGUAGCCAAGAAGAUUGCUGCUGUGCUUACAGAUUCUUUUCCACUGAAAGUUCGUGGAAUACAUUUGAUAAAUGAGCCAGUUAUUUUUCAUGCUGUCUUUUCUAUGAUUAAACCAUUCCUGACCGAAAAAAUUAAAGAACGGAUUCAUAUGCAUGGGAACAAUUACAAGCAAAGUUUACUUCAGCAUUUCCCCAAAAUUCUUCCUCUGGAAUAUGGUGGUGAAGAGUUCUCCAUGGAGGACAUUUGUCAGGAGUGGACGAAUUUUAUCAUGAAGUCGGAAGAAUACCUCAGCAGCAUUUCUGAGACCAGUCAGUGAGAAGUUCUUUCCUAUGAAUGAGUGAUGUCCAGAUUAAAAUUCAUGAGUGAGAUCCACUCUGGUUACAUAAAUGAAAGGACAAUCUUCUAAACUAAUGAAUGCUUAUCUGAUCUUUAACAAUGUAAAAAAAGAAAUCUCUUGCAUAAGCCAUAUGGGCGUUUGGGGAAACGUUUUGCUUUUUAAAUACAUAUUUUUUCUACUUUCAAAGUAAUCAAAUGUUAGUGUACCUUAAAAGCAUAGAAGAGAUGGUGGCUCUUCAAAGUUGGAGAAUUAACUUAAUUACUUCUAAAGGUUGUUUAUAUGUAUAUCUUUAUGUAUCAUUGUAUAUCUUCUCCUGUGUUUCUGUUUUUGUAUGUAUGUUUUUGAUGGUUUAAUUUUAAACAAGUUUUCUGAUUACACUGUCUAGUAAUUAGUUUGUAAAUCAGUCUACUGAAAAGAAAUGCUUACAUUAUCAACGUAGGAUAGAAAAAUGUAUUAACACUCGUGUGUGGGUGUGAGAUUACAUUUUAAUUCAGAUUGAAAUCUGAACAGAGUGUUAGAGUUAUUUCUGUGGGCCAGCAAGAUAAUUCAUCUCAGGGAUUUUUCUAUUUUUAGCACAUUUGCACAAUAAACCUAUUUGAUCAAAGAGCCUAUAUGCCAUAGUACUGUAAAUAACAUUUGAAGGUCAUUAUGAAAUUAGUCAUGUUACUAUAAUUGACUAAAACUUAAGAAAAUAUUUCAGGCACAGUUGAUGGCUUCUCAAUACUGUCUUGCAUUUUUAAAACAAAUCAAGAAUGCAAUUUGGAUUUCCUCUUGUGGUUAUUUGUAUCAUGCUUGUAUAGAGAUUUAGAGAAAGAAUAAUAUUUACUUAUCUUGUACAUGGAGUAUUUUUAGUUGAAUAAUUAAUAGAACUACAUAAAGGACAGGAAGUAUUUACAUUUUCUAAAUCAUUACCAAUUACAUCUGGUAUUUUUCAGAGUAUUCAUAAAAUAGUUUAGGUGUCUUAGUUAGAAUAUUCUAACUGACCUUUGCAAUUUUUUCUCUCAGUCUUUGGGCUUGAACUCAGGGCCUGGGCACUGUCCCUGAGCUUGUUUUGCUGAAUGAAGGCUAACACUCUACCACUUGAGCCACAGCGCCACUUCUG